Cucurbita moschata (crookneck pumpkin) is the source of this 2058-nucleotide messenger RNA. RefSeq names its product protein DETOXIFICATION 16-like. The coding region runs from base 475 to 1947 and encodes 490 amino acids. The record is from RefSeq and is a predicted model, not a curated record. NCBI's taxonomy places the organism in Eukaryota, Viridiplantae, Streptophyta, Magnoliopsida, Cucurbitales, Cucurbitaceae. Gene Ontology annotation, cellular component: membrane. Gene Ontology annotation, biological process: xenobiotic detoxification by transmembrane export across the plasma membrane. Gene Ontology annotation, molecular function: xenobiotic transmembrane transporter activity; antiporter activity. The transcript has 8 exons.
UCUGUCUGCGUUUCAAAAUUGGACUGCCACCGAAAUGAAACAAUUCAACCUUUUCUUUGCUGCGUUGUCCUGCAAUCCAAAGCUUCACAUUGCGACUGCAUGCAUAUCGCCAAGUGAAUGCUACUGAGAUUCUCCUGUUCAUUUCUAAGAUAAGUCUCCUUCACUCAACUUUUAUUAUAGUUUAUUAGUGUCAAAUAAAUGAAGCUUCUGCCUCCUCACGCAACCCAUCUUCAUGUUUGUCACUAUAAACAAUUGCUAUUUAUGACGUGGUGAUUGCGUUUACUUUUCUAUAUUAAACGAAUUCCCCUCGGUGUUCAUGUGGCCCUUUUUGCUUAUUAAUUUAAAACUAGCAACUACCUGACGUGAUUUCAAUUUAAAAGGCAGUGCCUUGGGAUUGUGUUCUUGUGGCCCUAUUUGCAUAUUCUUUUGCAUUCUUUGGAAAUUGACACUUCUGUCUGCUGCUGCUUAAUCUUGAUGGAUGCAGAUUACAACACACAGUUGCUUAAUCUCGAUGAAGCCCAUUUGGUUUCGGAGUGUGAGAGGGAUUUGAAGGCGUUGGAUAAUGGAGAGGGAUGGGAGGAGGUGAUGACUGAGAUAAGGAAGCAGAUGGGGCUGGCAGGUCCUCUGGUUUUGGUGAGCUUUUUGCAGUAUAGUUUGCAGCUGAUAUCGAUCAUGUUCAUUGGCCAUCUUGGAGAGCUGCAACUCUCUGGUGCUUCAAUGGCAUUCUCUUUUGCUGGAGUCACUGGCUUUAGUCUCUUUCUAGGAAUGGGCAGUGCAUUAGAGACACUAUGUGGACAAGCCUAUGGAGCAAAACAAUAUCACAUGCUCGGGAUCCACAUGCAAAGAGCCAUGGUAGUCAUUUCAAUUAUCUGCAUUCCCAUAGCCCUUUUGUGGGCAUCAAUCCAACAAAUCUUCACACUUCUCAAACAAGACCCACUCAUUUCAGAGCAAGCUGGAAUCUAUGGCAAGUGGCUAAUCCCCAGCAUCAUCCCUUAUGGCCUUCUUCAGUGCCAACUUAGAUUCUUACAGACUCAAAAUCUAACUUCUCCAUUGCUGAUUGCCACCGGAGCUUCCAGUCUGAUCCAUCUUUUUGUUUGUUGGGGUUUGGUUUAUGGAUUUGGGUUUGGCAUCAUAGGAGCUGCUUUGUCCUCUGCCAUAACUUACUGGAUCAAUGUGCUGGUUUUGGGUCUGUACAUCAAGUUUUCUCCUCAAUGUCAGAAGACUUGGACUGGCUUCUCCAUUGAUGGAAUCAAGAAUUUGGUUGGCUUCUUGGCUUUGGCGAUUCCUUCUUCACUCAUGGUAUGCUUGGAGUACUGGUCGUACGAGUUUUUAGUUCUCAUGUCCGGGCUUCUUCCCAAUCCGGAGUUGGAAACGUCGAUGCUGUCGAUCAGCUUGAGCACAAGUUCGCUGGUUUUCAGAAUCACCUAUGGCUUCGGCAGUGUAGUGAGCACAAGAGUGUCGAAUGAGUUAGGGGCAGGGAAGGCAACGGCAGCUAGGCUAGCAGCGAAGGUAGUGGUGGUUUUGGGGGUCGCAGAAGGAAUGGCAUUAGGAAUUUUACUAAUUGCUUUGAGGAACGAAUGGGGUUAUGUGUUCACCAAUGAAGCAGAGGUGGUGAAAUAUUUGAGUAUGAUAAUGCCAAUACUUGCCACUUCCAACUUUAUGGAUGCCAUCCAAGGCGUCCUUUCAGGGAUAGCUAGAGGAUGUGGAUGGCAGAAGAUAGGGGCAUGGGUGAACCUUGGAGCAUAUUACCUACUUGGGUUACCUUGCGCUAUAAUCUUCACUUUUCUGUUGAAUUUUGGAGCGAAGGGACUAUGGAUGGGAAUUACAUGUGGAAGUUGUCUACAAUCCAUUCUGCUUUUGUUCAUUACUUUUAACACAAACUGGGAGGACCAGGCAAGCAAAGCAAAGGAAAGACUACUGUAUGGCUCAAGUCUUCCUCUCAUAUGAGAAUUGAGAGCUGAUAUGUACAAAUGUCGCGAGGUUAAACAACUUGAUCUUCUUUAUUGGAUCCGAUCGACUUACUUAUUUUCCUAUCAUUUACCCAUUUAAGUUGUAUUA